GAAAAAACGCUGAAGAACGGUUUUCUUGUAUUUGUCAUCAUGAUGCAUUCAGUUAUUGUGGAAAUGAGACCUCGUCUUCAAGUAUGCAAUGUUUUUAUUGUUGCAAAGGAAUGCCUAGAUCAAAAAGAAUCUGUCAAAAUUAAUAUUAAGACUUCAGGAGUGGAAGUGAAAUGGUUGUCUGGAACUUGUGAAAUGGUACAGGUGAUAAAUCUGCAUGACUAUAAAUUGAAGCCCCUUAGUUUGUCAACAUUGCAAGUUCAGAAGAAUUCAGUUUCUUUUCGCAUUCACACUGAGCCUGUAGUUAAUAUUUUGGGAUCAUUUGCUAGUGAAAUCUUACUAUUUGACCAAAGUUCAAGCAUGACUGAAAGUCGUAGUACUGAAAAAUUAACUCCAUACAUUUGUACUGACAGACCAUGUCAGUUGGCAUGUAAAUGUUGUGGGGAGGUUAUGUCAAAACAAGAUAUCUUAUUUACGAGAGUUCUUCCUCUGCCAUCUUCAGUGUCAGUGGAGGUUAAUGAUUGGUUUUGUCAUCAACAUUCAGAUUCCUCUAACAUGCAACACUCAAUACUUGCACCAAAGGAAACUGAUUGCUUUUAUGAUAUAUGUCUUAUAUUAUUAAGUGCAUCAUUAUUGAAUACUAGAAAUGGACAAGUUGUGAGAUGUAAACGGUGCAUGGCUUGGUUAGGUACAUGUGUGAGUUCGUCAGCAGUUAAGUUAUGGAACUGCACAAUCUCGUAUGAAGGGAAAAUUAAUUCAUCUGCUCUUGAAGAUUUCAUGCAUACAGUUAAAGAAGCAUUUAAGAACUCAUUUGGUAUGAUGUGUCGACUUGUUUUAGAGACAAGGUUUUCAGAAAAAGACUCUCAAUAUCUUUUGCUUUGGGCCAUGGAUAAAAAUCUUGACUUACUUGUGAGUAUAAAUGAAGAUGACUUUUCAUGUGUGAAAGAUGGUGUUGGGAAAGUAAUCGUGGAGUGUAAACUAAAAGUAAAGAAAACUAUGAAGCUCUUAUACAUGUAUCACAAAGAUUGUGAUAGUGUGGUUAAAACAUGGCAAAAUGAUUAUAAUGUUCAGUGUAUUGAAAUAGCAAAACAGAUGUUCACUGAAGGACUUGAAUACCUUGUGAGAGGAACACAGUUCAUACCUGCACCAUAUAAAUUAACAAACAGCUUCUUUGUUACAUAUUUAGGAUUAUGACAUAAGAUUUAUAAAACUGUGGCCCAUGUUCAGGCAUGAGACUUGAUAAUAACUGUUAGUAAGAUUCUAUUGAAGAAGGUUAAUGGGUACAACUGUUUGGUUAGUUGGUUGAAUUGAAUGCAGUAGAUUCACACACACACACACACACAUGUUAGAGGCUAAUAAUGUCUUGUUUACCAUCUUUCCUUGAUGUGAAGGUUAUACCUUACCUCUCAGCCAGGCAGGCAUUCAACUCUGGUUGUUGUUGGUAGGCAACAGUUGUAUCUGUUUGCAGGGAUGACCUCUUUCAUGGGCAUUUACAAGUGGAUGAGAUUCAUGAAUCAUGAGGAAAUAAGUUGGAGAAUACAGCAAGCAUAACUUGUUACAUGCACUAUUGGAAUGAGGUAGUUUCAGGGGAUGGGAAUGUUCUCUGAUACUCUGAUAUAAAUCUCUCAUAUUCAGUAUUCAUCAGUAACGCUGUGUCAGUUAGUGGUAAGCAAAGCACAAAAUUCUGUACUUCAUCUGGUGAUCAUAACACUCUUAAAUGGUCUUGUACUGAAACAACAGAAAUUAAUCCUUGCGUGUUUACACUAGGUUACACUCUUCUCUUCUGAAGUGAUUAACACAGUAAUUACUUUUCAUACUGAUCUGCUCAUAUUUAUUUUUAUUCCACCUUUUUUAAAAAAGAAUGGGUACCUGUUGUAUUGAAUAAAACUGAUAUGAUUAAAACAAAACAAGGCAUUGUGAUGUUAAGCAAUGCAUGACAGAUUUUUCUUUGGACUAAGGAACCAGACAAUUUCUAGCCCUCAGGGAUCCAUAUAUCAAUGGUUAACAAAAAUAAUAGACAGGGAUAUGAAGCAUGCACAUUUUUGUCAUACAGAAUGCCUUUCUGGGCCAUGCACAUGCCUUGUAAUUUUGGAAGCAGAGCACCACUGGUCUGUGUCAUUUGCAGGAUUGAAUUCCAUGUAUUACAUGGUGGAGUUAGAUUUGGAGAUGAAAUUUAAUAUGCACAUCUAUUAACUCAUCAGAGUUAUAAAAUAAAACAAACCAUUAAUUCCUCUGAUGUGUGUUGUGAACAGAAGAGUAACAGCUUGAACGUGGUGUAGCAGAAUAUGGUUUUGUAAUUAAUUAGAACUAAUUAACUCCAUGGAUCAGAGUCCUUGAGAAGCUAAUAAUCACUUAGCUAAUGAAGAAAUUCCCUGGCUUUUAUGGAAUCUGAAGGUUCAUUACAUAAAUAAUUUGAAUCUUUCAGAGUGACUAGAUUCAUUUGGCCCAUCAUUUGUGUCAAGUGAUCAAAAGACACUAGUAUUUAGGAACCAUCAUCAUUCCAAUCAUUAGGGAUCUUAUGUGACUGGAUACCUCAAACAUAGAUGGUUCCUGUGUACAUAACAGCAUUAUAUAUAACAACAAAAUAGGAUACAAGGAAUGUUAUUGAAAGACAGUUCUAUUUAAAAUGUUUUUUGCCUGUAUCAGAAGUUGGCAUACCACAAAUGUAUGGCCUGAUGACACAUGCCACAAAACAUCCAGUUUGUUGUUAGUAACAACAAUUAAUUUGUUGAGUAAAUGGUUAUAAUAAAUAAUAUAAUACGAA
Molecule: messenger RNA, 2761 nt
Organism: Zootermopsis nevadensis
Lineage: Eukaryota; Metazoa; Arthropoda; Insecta; Blattodea; Termopsidae
Product: E3 ubiquitin-protein ligase E3D
Biological process (GO): protein autoubiquitination; proteasome-mediated ubiquitin-dependent protein catabolic process; protein monoubiquitination
Cellular component (GO): nucleus; cytosol; ubiquitin ligase complex
Molecular function (GO): cyclin binding; ubiquitin conjugating enzyme binding; ubiquitin protein ligase activity
Source: RefSeq, a predicted model, not a curated record